Molecule: messenger RNA, 828 nt
Organism: Carya illinoinensis
Lineage: Eukaryota; Viridiplantae; Streptophyta; Magnoliopsida; Fagales; Juglandaceae
Exons: 6
Coding region: 1-828 (275 amino acids)
Molecular function (GO): protein binding
Source: RefSeq, a predicted model, not a curated record
AUGGAAGAUAAAAGUUGCCAUUCAACUAGCCAUGCCGAUAUUGAUUCAAAUGGAAUAGUAAGAUCAGCUACUAGAAAUCUUCCGCCAGCGCAUUAUACAUUUCAAGUCAAGAAUUUUUCCAUAGUAAAGACUAUUGAUAAAUGUGAAUCAGCCCAGUUCGAAGUUGGCGGCUACCAAUGGAAAUUGGUACUCCACCCAAAUCAGAAUAGAAAUGGUAAAGACCAGAACGGUCAUAUCUCUUUGUACCUGUCUAUUGAAGAUACAGAUGAGCUUUCACAUGGCUGGGAGGUUAACACGUACAUAAAAUUCUUUGUGUUUGAUCAAAUCAGAGACAAGUACUUGUGUAUCCAAGUUUUUGGGGUUGAAGUUUUUGUUAUCAAAGGAACUUUCAUGGGAGAGUGUUUUUCAAUGAUAAAUGAACCUCAAAUCAAUUAUUUCACAUGGAGGAUUUGGAAGUAUUCAGCCCUGAAAGAUGAGGAAAAACACUACUCCGAUCAGUUCGUUGUUGGGGUGCAUAAAUGGAGGUUGGUGCUCGUCAAAGAGACAUGCCUAGAUGAAAGGUAUGGAUCACAAAUCACAAGCUUGUCUCUCUUCCUCAAAUUUGAUGGUUCAGAUACUCUAUUUUCUAAGAGAGGAGUGUAUGCAAAAUUCAAGCGCGCUGAGGAUAAGGGAUCAAGUAAACGGCCUCAAACACUGCGAACAAACAUGUAUGUCUGUUCUGUGGGUGUUGGUUCUCUGAUCGCGUUACGUCAGGCAUUCGAAAAUUUCUCUCGCUGGGACAUUUUUCGAGUUCCUUAUCAAAGACCUACCUGGUGGGUGAUUGUUUGA